GCUUACUUUGUUCGGUGUAGGUGUCUAGUGAAUGGAAUUCCUGAAGAACUGUUAUCUAAAACAAUUACUCAGUGAAUAAAUUAUCUUCUCUGCUUAGUUUUAUUAAACAUUAAUCUUUGCGUAUUCACCCAAGGUUAGACAAACGCAACCGGUGCAUAUAAACGAAUAAACUGUAAGAUUCCUACUAUUAUCUCCUUUCUAUUGUAAAAGUCAUGAAAGACUUAAAUGCACUCAACACCCACGAACUUCGUGCCUUCUUCGACUCCUUCGACCACGUCCUCUGCGACGUCCACGGUGUUUUAUGGAACGUCCUCGAAACCAUCCCAGGAGCGUCAGCCGCAGUCGCCUCCUUACAAAACCUAGGCAAGACUUUCAUCGUCGUCUCCAACAACACCACCGCCACCCUCGACGACUACCACCACGACUUCACCUCCAAAGGCUUCCCCAUCAAACGCGAAAAUAUAGUCACCCCAAUCCAAACCACCAUCUCCUACCUGAAGAAGCAAAACUUCUCCAAGGAGGUCUUCGUCCUGGGAACCCACCCCCUGAAGAAAUCUCUGCGUGACGCAGGUUUCCGAAUCGCGGAGCGUGGGCCCCUGGAAAUCGAGGAGACGUUCCACGCUCUGGCGGCAGCCUCCACGGAGGACGACGGGAGCGUGGGGGCCGUGGUCGCAGAUAUCGAUUUGAACGUGAACUACGUGAAUUUGCAGAAAGCUGUGACGUUUUUGAAGAGGCCGGAGGUUAUUUUUAUUCGGGGGACGGGGGAUGCGAGGUUUGGGGUGGGGUUGGAUAGGGUGGUGAUGGGGCCGGGGGUGUUUCACGCCAUUGUGGAGGAGUGUAGUGGGAGGGAGCCGGUUUCAGUGGCCAAACCGGCGCCUUUUGCGAAUGAGUUUAUUGUGGAGAAGUACAAGAUUGGGGAUGCUUCCAGGGUUUUGUUUAUUGGGGAUUCGGUUCCUUCGGAUAUGGGGUUUGCUACGAAAUUCGGGUAUAAGAAGUUGCUGGUUUUGAGUGGUUUAACGAAGGAAGGGGCGCUCGAAGACUGGAAGUUCCCGGAGGAGUAUAGGCCGGAUUAUUUCGUCGACAGUUUGAAGUCGGUGCACGACUUGAUUGGGCGAAUUUGACGUGAUUUGUGUGUGGUUUUUAAAGAAAGUGAAAGUUGUUAAUACAGUCAAUAGUACAUGUAAUUAUAAAGUCCUGUUAGAAUGACUUAUCAAAACGAAAUAAAAAUAGAU
Messenger RNA from Zophobas morio, 1232 nucleotides. RefSeq lists its product as uncharacterized. The coding region runs from base 213 to 1121 and encodes 302 amino acids. The record is from RefSeq and is a predicted model, not a curated record. The transcript is spliced from 4 exons. NCBI's taxonomy places the organism in Eukaryota, Metazoa, Arthropoda, Insecta, Coleoptera, Tenebrionidae. Gene Ontology annotation, molecular function: phosphatase activity.